AUGCGUGAGUGCAUCUCUGUACACGUUGGCCAAGCUGGAGUCCAGAUUGGUAACGCCUGCUGGGAGCUAUACUGCCUUGAGCAUGGCAUCCAGCCUGAUGGCCAGAUGCCCACAGAUAAGACCGUGGGCGGUGGUGAUGACUCCUUCAACACCUUCUUCAGUGAGACCGGUGCAGGCAAACACGUCCCUAGGGCAGUGUUCGUUGACUUGGAACCUACAGUAGUAGAUGAGGUCCGCACUGGCACAUACAGACAGUUGUUUCAUCCAGAACAACUUAUCACUGGUAAGGAAGACGCGGCCAACAACUACGCCCGUGGUCACUACACCAUUGGCAAGGAAAUCGUUGAUCUAGUACUCGACCGCAUCCGCAAACUCGCUGACCAGUGCACCGGCCUGCAGGGCUUCCUCAUCUUCCACUCAUUCGGUGGAGGCACUGGCUCAGGUUUUACCUCCCUGUUGAUGGAGCGACUCUCCGUGGACUACGGAAAGAAGUCCAAGCUGGAGUUCGCCAUUUACCCUGCACCCCAGGUGUCCACCGCCGUCGUCGAGCCCUACAACUCCAUCCUCACCACCCACACAACCUUGGAGCACUCUGACUGCGCUUUCAUGGUCGACAACGAAGCUAUCUACGAUAUCUGCCGCCGCAACUUGGAUAUUGAACGCCCAACCUACACCAACUUGAACCGUCUCAUCGGCCAGAUCGUAUCCUCCAUCACGGCCUCCCUGCGUUUCGACGGCGCCCUCAACGUCGAUCUCACCGAGUUCCAGACCAACUUGGUGCCAUACCCACGUAUCCACUUCCCUCUGGUCACCUACGCGCCCGUCAUCUCCGCCGAGAAAGCUUAUCACGAGCAACUCUCUGUGGCUGAGAUCACCAAUGCUUGCUUCGAGCCAGCCAACCAGAUGGUCAAGUGCGACCCCCGUCACGGCAAGUACAUGGCCUGCUGCAUGUUGUACCGUGGUGAUGUCGUGCCCAAGGACGUCAACGCGGCUAUCGCUACCAUCAAGACAAAGAGGACCAUCCAGUUCGUGGACUGGUGUCCUACCGGUUUCAAGGUGGGCAUCAACUACCAGCCCCCAACUGUGGUUCCUGGUGGUGAUCUGGCUAAGGUACAGCGUGCCGUGUGCAUGUUGUCCAACACCACCGCCAUCGCAGAGGCCUGGGCUCGUUUGGACCACAAGUUCGACCUUAUGUACGCCAAGCGUGCUUUCGUGCACUGGUACGUCGGUGAGGGUAUGGAGGAAGGUGAGUUCUCUGAAGCUCGUGAAGACUUGGCCGCACUCGAGAAGGACUACGAAGAGGUCGGCAUGGACUCCGCCGAGGGCGAGGGUGAGGGAGCCGAGGAGUAUUAA
Messenger RNA from Arctia plantaginis, 1353 nucleotides. The record is from the annotation of a GenBank genome assembly. Lineage: Eukaryota; Metazoa; Arthropoda; Insecta; Lepidoptera; Erebidae.